ACACAUACACACACACACACACACACACACACACACACACACACACACAGAGAUAUAUUAUGGAUAAAUUACGAUCGCACGCUAAAUUUAAGAUCCACGUAGAGAAUGAAAACUUGAUCAUGUAUGGCGUUUCGUCAGAAUCAGCCGGCUGUGUAUUGAGAGGCGUUGUCAAUCUACAACUACAGGAGACUACAAAAAUAAAAUCAAUUGGAUUAUCGUUAGCAGGAAGGAUGACGGUAUCAUGGACAGAAGGCGUAGGCAAUGGUCAUGACAGACUAUUUCGUGAGGAAAAAGCUGUAUUGGAUCAUCAAUGGACAUUCUUACCCAAACAACAAAAGAUGCAUGUUUUAGGAGCAGGAAGUUAUACGUACGCAUUUGAAUUGGUGCUGCCAGGCGAUUUACCCGAAUCCACCUAUGUGCCUAAUAUUUAUACGGUACAGUAUCAAUUGAAAGCGACGAUUGAACGAUCCACCUUUUUGCCAAACAUUUGCAAUCGUAAAAUAGUUCACAUAUCUCGACAAUUGCUUCCUUUUGCACCCGAGUUCUUAGAACCUGUGUCUGUAGCAAACCAAUGGGCCAAUAAGUUGGAUUACGAGAUCACAUUACCCAGCAAGAUAUAUACGCACGGCGAUCAAAUUCCAAUUACAGUGCGUAUCACACCCCUAUCAGACGCACUACGCGUGAGACACUUAUCAUGUACAUUUAAAGAAUAUAUGGUCUGUAGAGCAGGGAAUCAAGGGUUUUUGAAUACCCGAGCCCGAGCUCACGGUCGAGUAUUGUUUUCAACACGAGACGAUAAAUUUGGUCGAACCAAUGCCAAUGAUGGUGGUCAUUUUGUUGAAUGGACCAAAGUACAAAUGAUUCCUUUAUCUAAUUCAUUGCUUGAUUUGCAGUGUGAUAUUCAGAAUGACUCGAUCCGUAUCAAGCAUAAAAUCAAGUUUGUGUUGUCAUUGAUCAAUUCAGAUGGACAUGUGUCUGAACUCAGGGCUGCUCUUCCCAUCACUAUUUGUGCUGUGAACAAAACUGGAUUACCGGCGUAUGAAGAGGCAUGGCGUACUCUACCUUACAAUCCUGCUUCCAUGUUGGCUCUAUUAUAUCAACAAUCGUCAGUUUUACCGUCCUAUAAUUCUAUUGUUCCCUCAACUUUACCGCCAGCGGCAGAUCAAAGACACAAUCUCCCACCGACAUAUGACGAAAUACCAUGGUUAGUGUCAAACUAAAGGAAUGAUGUCAACCUUCUUCCCAUGUACCAUAUAUUGUAAAUUUGUCCUUGUAUAUUAUAACUCUUUUUUAUUUGUAUAUGAAAUAAAAAUUAUCUAUAAUCUGUG
This is a messenger RNA of Mucor mucedo, 1328 nucleotides long. RefSeq lists its product as uncharacterized. The transcript is spliced from 2 exons. Gene Ontology annotation, biological process: ubiquitin-dependent endocytosis. The coding region runs from base 60 to 1220 and encodes 386 amino acids. Gene Ontology annotation, cellular component: plasma membrane; cytosol; cytoplasm. NCBI's taxonomy places the organism in Eukaryota, Fungi, Mucoromycota, Mucoromycetes, Mucorales, Mucoraceae. Gene Ontology annotation, molecular function: protein-macromolecule adaptor activity; ubiquitin protein ligase binding. The record is from RefSeq and is a predicted model, not a curated record.